GACUGAAGCACACGGAGAAACAGUGUGUCUAACAGGAAGUGGUGAUUUAGUAAACAUGAGUGUUGUGCUGCUCUCGUUGGUGAAGCAGCGACUCACUGCGGCUGCUGAAGACAUCUUUAUUCUGUUUGAAAGAACGAUAGCAGAGUACGAGGAGGAACUGUCUCGUUCAAAACAGGAGAACGAGAGACACCGGAAACUACUGGACGCUGUUUUACAGCCUCAGCUUCAGAUCCACAGAGCAGACGUCCAGCAGCUGGUGGUGGUUAAAGAAGAGGUUCCCCCUGAGCAGCAGGAGUGGAGCUCCAGUCUGGACCAGGAGGACCCAGAUCCCCCCCCACACAUUAAAGAGGAGCAGGAGGAACUCUGGAGCAGUCAGGAGGGAGAGCAGCUUCAAGGGCUGGAGGAGGCUGAUAUCACCAAGUUCAUAUUCACUCCUGUCCCUGUGAAGAGUGAAGAUGAUGAAGAGAAACCUCAGUCCUCUCAGCUUCAUCAAAGACAAACUGAACACCUGGAAACAGAAGCUGAUGGAGAGGACUGUGGAGGACCAGAACCAGCCAGGAACUCAGAUCCAGAGAGACAUUUACAACCAGAGACUGAGGACAACCCUGGAGACUCUUCUGAACCUGACACUGAAGACAGUGCUGAUUGGAAGGAGACCAGAGAACCAGAUUCAAACUCUCAGAGAAAUAAACAAGACUCUGUCAGUGAUUCAAGACGUAGUGCAGGAGAGAAACCAUUCAUCUGCUCAGUCUGUAAGAAAUCUUUUACACGGAGAGGAAUUUUAAAGAAACACAUGAUAAUCCACACAGGAGAGAAACCAUUCAGCUGCUCAGUCUGUAAGAAAUCUUUUACACAGAGAGGAAGUUUAAAGGAACACAUGAGAAUUCAUACGGGAGAGAAACCAUUCAGUUGCUCAGUUUGUGAGGAAUCGUUUCAGCGGAGUGAAAGUUUAAAGAAACACAUGAGAAACCACACAGGAGAGCAACAGCCGGUGGUGGUUAAAGAAGAGGUUCCCCCUGAGCAGCAGCAGUGGAGCUCCAGUCUGGACCAGGAGGACCCAGAGACCCAGAGCCCCCCCCCACACAUUAAAGAGGAGCAGGAGGAACUCUGGAGCAGUCAGGAGGGAGAGCAGCUUCAAGGGCUGGAGGAGGCUGAUAACAACAAGUCCACAUUCACUUCUGUCCCUGUGAAGAGUGAAGAUGAUGAAGAGAAACCUCAGUCCUCUCAGCUUCAUCAAAGACAAACUGAAAACAUGGAAACAGAAGCUGAUGGAGAGGACUGUGGAGGACCAGAACCAGCCAGGAACUCAGAUCCAGAGAGACAUUUACAACCAGAGACUGAGGACAACCCUGGAGACUCUUCUGAACCUGACACUUUAGACAGGGCUGAUUGGAAGGAGACCAGAGAACCAGGUUCAAACUCUCAGAGAAAUAAACAAGACCCUGUCAGUGAUUCAAGACGUAGUGCUGGAGAGAAACCAUUCAGCUGCUCAGUCUGUAAGAAAUAUUUUACACAGAGAGGAAAUUUAAAAGGCCACAUGAGAAUCCACACAGGAGAGAAACCAUUCAGCUGCUCAGUCUGUGAUAAAUCUUUUGCCCUGAAAUCACCUUUAAAACGACACAUGAGAAACCACACAGGAGAGAAACCAUUCAGCUGCAGUGUUUGUGAAAAAAGAUUUACACAGAGCUAUCAGGUCAAAAGACAUAAGUGCGUUGGUCGUCAGUCCUCACAGCUUUGUCAAACUCAAACUGAGGAGAACAGAGAGGCAGAGCCUCCAGCCAGCAGCUCAGCUGAACACCUGGAAACAGAAGCUGAUGGAGAGGACUGUGGAGGACCAGAACCAGCCAGGAACUCAGAUCCAGAGAGACAUUUACAACCAGAGACUGAGGACAACCCUGGAGACUCUUCUGAACCUGAGACUGAAGACAGUGUUUAUUGUUAGGUUUAAACUCUUUUGGUAAGUCCCAGUAAGUCGUAUAUAAAGCGAUAACUCGACUGUUUGUGAUAAAAAAUGUUUGGUCCAAGUAAAGAGAGGACUGUGGAGGACCAGAACCGGCAACAUUUACAACCAGAGUCUGAGGAGGUUUCCAUAUUGGGUUAUAUAAUUAAAAUGAAAGUUAAUAUAAUCAAAUAUAAUUUUGUAGAAUCCACAAUGUAAAAUGCAUGAUAUGUCACGAAGCUCUAUACUUAUAUACUAAAUGUACACGGUUUGGUAAACUGACAUGAAAGAGUGUAAGGUCUGAUAUAGCUUAUCACUAAAGGUGUCACUAUUCAGCAGAGGGAAGACACCCUUACUCUCACAGCAGGAGGCCCCUGACUCAAUGGGAUAUUACUGUAAGCUUUAGUUUAGUUUUUGAGGGAAGUCUGGACAUGUCCAGGAAGCAAUGACUCUUCUCCACAUACAUGGGUCUGUUGGUGUGUAUUCGCUUCUGCUUCUGCUGGUAUGAUAUAAAAGCAGCAGCUGAGAGAGGGAAACAGGUCUCAGGGUUCUUAACUGGGAAUCUUUCCCUAGGUCGUAUUACCUGCUGUCAUCGUGAGGAAAUGCCUCUGGAGAUAUGCAGGGAGUUUUAACAAAAAGGAAAACAUGUAAACCGUUAAAUUCAUAAUUAAUACCAGAGAGUAAGACAUUGUAUAACUGUCCCAUUGUAACCAGAUAAAGUAAAAAACUGUGUUAAGAGUGUGGACCAUUUCUUCAAAUAAAACCAUCCCACCCAUUUGGACUGGGGUAACCUAAAUGAA
Molecule: messenger RNA, 2739 nt
Organism: Trematomus bernacchii (emerald rockcod)
Lineage: Eukaryota; Metazoa; Chordata; Actinopteri; Perciformes; Nototheniidae
Product: zinc finger protein 2 homolog
Exons: 5
Coding region: 56-1942 (628 amino acids)
Biological process (GO): regulation of transcription by RNA polymerase II
Cellular component (GO): nucleus
Molecular function (GO): DNA-binding transcription factor activity, RNA polymerase II-specific; RNA polymerase II cis-regulatory region sequence-specific DNA binding
Source: RefSeq, a predicted model, not a curated record